Phymastichus coffea is the source of this 1426-nucleotide messenger RNA. Its product is annotated as odorant receptor Or2-like. Gene Ontology annotation, molecular function: odorant binding; olfactory receptor activity. Gene Ontology annotation, biological process: sensory perception of smell; detection of chemical stimulus involved in sensory perception of smell. Bases 224 to 1426 code for a protein of 400 amino acids. Lineage: Eukaryota; Metazoa; Arthropoda; Insecta; Hymenoptera; Eulophidae. Gene Ontology annotation, cellular component: plasma membrane. The record is from RefSeq and is a predicted model, not a curated record. The transcript has 6 exons.
GCUUCAGAUACCGAAUUUUCAAUGAAUUUUUGUUGAAAUCUCAUACUAAACUUAACGAAGAAACUGAAGUGUUUUCUACAAAAAUCAACUGAAAAGAAGGAGGAUAGCUGUAACAGAUUAGAAUUGAUCAAAACUCAAGCAAAGAACUAAAGUCAGCUUUGAAUACCAAACCGAAUAAAGUAUUUACAUUAUUAUUUGAUUUUUCAAAAGUAUAUCGUAGAAAAUGCAUAUGAGUCUGGAAGGAGUGUUGUGGCCAAACAUAUAUUUACUGACCACUAUAGGCAUCUGGCCAUUGCCUUCAAACGCUACUACUGUGUCUAGACUUUUUACGUAUUUUCGCAUUUUCCUUCAUGUUACUUUGGAGUGCACCAUAAUUAUGGGCUUAAUCUACACUAUCUGGGUGAACUGGGGUAAUAUUUUUAUCUUAUCAGACUGCAGCAGCAUUAUAUUUUCGCAUUUCUUGAUAGUGUUCAAGUUUACAUAUAUUAUAUUACAUCGCCAUUCCUGUAUUCAAGUCUUAAAUAAGUUGAAGGAAUUUUGGGAAAUAAGCCAGGAGGAGAAAGAACGGCAAUGUUUUGAAUAUUUCGCAAUUUGGGGAAAAACAGUCACCAUUUCCUGUGCGAUCACGGGCUUCGCAAACGUCAUAACGUUUUUCCUGACUGCCAUCUUCAAUGAGUUUAAAUAUCAAAGGGCCGAUAAUCAAACGGACAUGCGGCGUAUACUUAUAAUAGACACUUUGUACGGAUUUGACUAUCAGCAGUCGCCGGUCUUCGAGAUUCUGAUUAUUUGGCAAAUGAUGACAUUGAUGGGCGCCCUUACGUCGGUUGUCGCAACCGAUUGUACUGCUAUGUCUAUCAUACUACAUCUCACUGGGCAAUUCGCAUUGAUAAGUGCGCGACUCAGAGCCAUCGGUAAGGAAACUUGUCGCGAGAAAAUACCACACGUCAAUGGCGAUGUCAUGGUGAUAGAAAUUAGACGAUGCAUCGCGCAUCAUCAACAUGUUAUCAGAGUAACAGACGAGUUGAACGCUAUAAUAGGGCCAAUGGCCACCGUCCAUGUGCUGACAGCAGGUUUAAUUAUUUGUACGAACGGGUAUUCCUUGAUCAAGAGUGAUAACUGCUCUGAGAUCGAAAUCAUCAAAUUCGCGGGCUACUUUAUUUGCAUGAUCAUACAACUAUCGCUAUGGUGCUGGUCGGGUGAAUUACUUAUCCAGGAGAGUAGGGCCAUUGCCCAAACAGUCUUCUUGGAGAUUUCUUGGUUCACGUUUCCUACCACAGUUCAACGUGAUCUCAUUCUCAUCGUACUUAGGUCGCAAAAGCAAUGCCAGAUUGUCAGCUUUUUGCAGAUCAUGUGUAGACGCAAAAUUACCGAGGUCUUCAACACUGCUGCAUCGUAUUUGGCGCUGUUACGAAGUAUACAAGAGUAG